AAAUAAAUUAUUCUUUUUAAGAAUAUAAGUAUAAUUUGAAACGUUUAAAAAAAACAAAGGACUCGCAGUACUAGCGCCAGCCAUCGCCGAGACGACUCUGUAGCUGCUCAUACUCAGACUCACCUCUAGAUUGGUCAAGGUCCUCUCGACAUCCUUCCCUCUCUAUUCGCAGAAAGCUCUUUAGAACGCCGGAAAGAUGGUCGAAGAAGAAGAAGUGUUGAUAGAAGUGGAAGCGGUGCAAGCGGUGUACGGAGACGAUUGUGUGGUUCUAGAUUCUUUCCCUCCCCAUCUUCAUGUCCACAUCAAACCCCGAACCGCCGAUAUAUCUUCCCAACAGUUUGUGGAAGCAGUUAUCGGGAUACGAGCAUGUUCCCAGUAUCCAAAGGAACCACCCAGUAUUGAUUUUAUAGAAUCGAAGGGGCUUGAUGAAGAAAGGCAGAAGGAACUAAUAAAAAGCAUACAAGACAAAGCAUGUGAACUCUCCUCAUGUUUGAUGCUUGUAGCACUUUGUGAGGAAGCAGUGGAGAAGCUCUCUAUUAUGAAUCACCCUGAUGGCAAUUGUCCAUUGUGUUUGUACCCUUUGCUCCUAGAAGAUGAACAGAAUGAAACCUUGCCAUUUAUGAAGCUGAUGUCUUGUUUCCAUUGCUUUCACUGUGAAUGCAUCAUGAAUUGGUGGAAUUGGAUCCAAAAAGAGAAACAAAGUGACAUUAACAUCUCAUCUACUACAACUCUACAUUCCAUCAGAGAUGGGGAAAAUCAGAAUGACAUAAUUGGUUUAAAAGAAGAAAGUAUGGGGAGCUGUCCAGUUUGCCGCAAGGUUUUUCACGUCAAGGAUUUUGAACAUGUGCUCAGCUUGGUUGGAACGCAUGACUCUAACUUGAGGUCUCACAGAACUGAAAUUGAAGAUGAGAAACUACUCGAGUCUGAUUCAGAGAAGAUUAGAAGACAGAAGUUUGAGGCCAUCUUAAACCUGCAGCAAGAAAAUAGUGGCAUAAUUGAACCAAAAAGAGAGAUAGUUGUUUUACCUGGUAUGUAUCUUGCUCAGCCAGUCACAUUGCCAGCACAGACAUUGAAUAAAGAAACCACGGAAGAACAGCAAAGAAAUGUAUCCGUGGAUUCUGGGGGUUCUUCAAAUAGACCUAGCUCCAGUGAGCACAGGAACUUGGGUUGGAGGAAGCAGAGAAUACAAAAUUCAAGAAAACAAGUUAAACAGUGGGUCAGAAAAGAUGGUGGUCCUUCAAAUUAGGGUAUAAAACGUUAUGCCUGAAGCAUCUAAGUACUAUGGCAGCCUACUAGCUUUGACGUGUUGGAUAUGGGCAUUGUCAAAUUUCACAUAGAUUGGAGUGAUGCAGCAAUUAUACAAACACCAACUAUGGAGCCUCAAUUGUGGUAGUUGCUCAUUAUCAAGCCUCCUUCUUCAAUUGCUACUUAGUUUGUUAAUUUCAUUAUGGACCCCUUAUAUUUAAAAGAAAAUAUCAUUAUUUAUAUAAAACUAUUCCUGCACA
Manihot esculenta (cassava) is the source of this 1505-nucleotide messenger RNA. Its product is annotated as E3 ubiquitin-protein ligase RNF25. The transcript has 8 exons. Gene Ontology annotation, biological process: protein ubiquitination. The record is from RefSeq and is a predicted model, not a curated record. Bases 197 to 1246 code for a protein of 349 amino acids. Gene Ontology annotation, molecular function: protein binding; ubiquitin protein ligase activity. NCBI's taxonomy places the organism in Eukaryota, Viridiplantae, Streptophyta, Magnoliopsida, Malpighiales, Euphorbiaceae. Gene Ontology annotation, cellular component: nucleus.